AUGGCACGUUUGGUUCUGCCAUCGAAGACUUUGGCUUUUUCAAGGAAGAGUCUACUGGGUUUGAUCUCACCUGCUCCCCUCCAGUUUAAUUGCAACGUUGGUUAUUUUCAGAAAAUCUCGAAAAGUAGUGUCAGAUAUAGGCAUUUCCUUUCAUCAGAGGUUAUUCUACGUAAGAAUUGUUGCUCGUUUUAUUCUUCUGUAUCGGCUGUGAAGAAAGCUAGUAGGAAGUUAAUUUGUUCGGUUGCUACUGAGGAUUUAGCCAAGCAAGUUGAAGAGCCAAAAAUGGCGGCACCAACAGAAAUAUUCUUGAAGGAUUACAAGAAGCCCGAUUACUACUUUGAAACUGUGGAUCUGAAGUUUUCAUUGGGAGAGGAGAAGACUAUAGUUAGUUCUAGAAUUGCUGUUUUUCCUCGCACUGAAGGUUCUGCUCCCCCGCUGGUUUUGGAUGGACAAGACAUGACUUUGGUGUCAAUUAAGAUUAAUGGCAAUGCCUUGAAGGAGGAAGAUUAUCAUGUGGAUCCACGUCAUCUAACAAUCCAGUCACCUCCUAGUGGUAAAUAUGAUCUUGAAAUCGUUAAUGAGAUUCUCCCACAGAAAAAUACAUCACUAGAGGGACUUUACAAGUCAUCUGGGAAUUUCUGUACUCAAUGUGAGGCAGAAGGCUUCCGUAAGAUCACGUUUUAUCAGGAUCGGCCGGAUAUAAUGGCAAAGUAUACAGUUCACAUUGAGGCAGACAAAUCACUGUAUCCAGUAUUGUUGUCUAAUGGAAACCUGGUUGGACAGGGUGACUUGGAGGGUGGUAAACAUUAUGCUGUCUGGGAGGACCCCUUCAAGAAGCCUUGUUAUCUGUUUGCCUUGGUUGCUGGGCAACUGGAGAGCAGAGAUGACACAUUUACUACCCGCUCAGGUAGGAAGGUGUCCCUUAGGAUCUGGACGCCUGCAGAUGACGUGCCUAAGACUGCUCAUGCUAUGUAUUCUCUGAAAGCAGCUAUGAAGUGGGACGAAGAUGUUUUUGGACUUGAAUAUGACCUGGACCUCUUCAACAUUGUUGCUGUCCCAGAUUUUAAUAUGGGGGCCAUGGAAAACAAAAGCUUGAAUAUUUUCAAUUCCAAGCUUGUACUGGCUUCUCCAGAGACUGCUUCUGAUGCAGAUUAUGCUGCAAUAUUGGGAGUUAUUGGCCAUGAGUAUUUCCACAAUUGGACUGGCAACAGAGUAACAUGUCGCGACUGGUUCCAGCUUAGUCUGAAGGAAGGUCUCACUGUUUUUCGUGAUCAGGAAUUUUCAUCUGACAUGGGAAGUCGUACGGUAAAGCGGAUUGGUGAUGUUUCAAAACUUCGGAACUACCAGUUUCCACAGGAUGCAGGUCCCAUGGCCCAUCCAGUGCGACCACACUCUUACAUCAAGAUGGACAAUUUCUACACAGGCAAGCUUCUUUAUUUUUAG
Molecule: messenger RNA, 1443 nt
Organism: Lathyrus sativus (Indian pea)
Lineage: Eukaryota; Viridiplantae; Streptophyta; Magnoliopsida; Fabales; Fabaceae
Source: the annotation of a GenBank genome assembly